This is a messenger RNA of Arvicanthis niloticus (Nile rat), 3292 nucleotides long. It is a transcript of the gene Cmtr2, whose product is annotated as cap methyltransferase 2. NCBI's taxonomy places the organism in Eukaryota, Metazoa, Chordata, Mammalia, Rodentia, Muridae. Gene Ontology annotation, molecular function: methyltransferase cap1 activity. The record is from RefSeq and is a predicted model, not a curated record. Gene Ontology annotation, cellular component: nucleus; cytoplasm. Gene Ontology annotation, biological process: methylation; 7-methylguanosine mRNA capping.
AGUUGGUUUGAAAAUGAGCAAGCGUAGAAAGCUUCCGGCUCAGCAACCAGCUUGUCCUGAGACCUUCAGCCCAGACGUUCUCAAUGACGUGUCUGAGCUCUUUGCCAAGAACUUUUCCUACCGGAAGCCACUCGAUAAUGAGUGGCAGCUGCCAGCUCCCACUGAGAGCUUCACCUGUGAGCACAUCAAGUUCAGGGCUUUUCUUGACUUGAAGAACUCCCUCAACGAAGUGAAAAACCUCCUGAGCGAUAAGCAGCUAGCCGAGUGGCACAGUCACACUGCCUUCACCAACAAGGCAGGAAAAAUCAUCUCACAUGUCAAGAAGGCGGUGAACGCAGAGCUCUGCACUCAGGCCUGGUGCAAAUUCCAGGAGAUCCUGUGCAGCUUCCCGCUUAUUCCACAGGAAGCCUUUCAGAAUGGAAGACUAAAUUCUCUGCACCUGUGUGAAGCUCCAGGCGCCUUCAUAACUAGCCUCAACCAUUACCUGAAGUCUCACCAGUUCCCCUGUGAAUGGAGUUGGGUAGCUAACAGCCUGAAUCCAUACCACGAGGCAAACGACAAUCUUAGGAUGAUUACGGACUACCGGCUGAUUGCAAAUACCUUGGACAGCUGGUACUUCGGCCCAGAUAAUACUGGUGAUAUCAUGACCCUAAAAUAUCUGACCGGGCUGCAGGAUUUCCUCAGUGGCAUGUCUCCCAUUCACUUGGUCACCGCUGAUGGGAGUUUUGAUUGCCAAGGAAACCCAGGAGAACAGGAAGCUUUAGUCUCUUCUCUGCUUUAUUGUGAAGCUGUCACUGCUCUGACCACUCUUGGAAAUGGUGGCUCUUUUGUUCUAAAGAUGUUUACAUUGUUUGAACAUUGUUCUGUGAACCUCAUGUACCUGCUAAACUGUUCCUUUGACCGAGUUCACGUUUUCAAACCUGCUACUAGCAAGGCGGGAAACUCAGAAGUCUAUGUGGUGUGUCUCUCCUAUAAGGGAAGAGAGGCUGUUCACCCUUUGCUAUCUAGGAUGUUGUUGAACUUUGGCACUGACAUGACCAGGAAGGCGCUCUUUCCCCAUCAUGUGAUCCCCAAAUCCUUUCUUGAGCGACACGAAGAGUGUUGUACCUUCUUUCAUAGAUACCAAUUAGAGACUAUUUCUGAGAACAUUCGUCUUUUUGAGAGCAUGGGAACAGGGGAACAAGAGAAACUGAAUACUUUAAGGGACUGCGCUGUACAAUAUUUUAUGCAAAAAUUUCAACUGAAGCCUCUUUCUAGGAAUCACUGGCUCGUUAAAAAAUCCAAUAUUGGUUGUAGUACGAACACGAAGUGUUUUGGACAGAGAAACAAGUGUUUUAAAACCUAUAAUGAGCGGAAGAUGCUGGAAACCCUUUCAUGGAAAGAUAAAGUAGCCAAAGGCUACUUCAAUAGUUGGGCAGAGGAACAUGCCGUCCAUCAUCCCGGGCAGAAGUCCCUCCUAGAAGGGACUGUUUCCAGUCUCGAGUGCCGCUCAUGGCAGAUCUUAGAAGGAAAGAAACUGCCGAAGGUAAAAUGGUCGCCUUUCUGUGAUAGUGAAAUUUUAAAGACUCUUAAUGAAGCCAUCGAGAAGUCCUUAGGAGAAGCUUUGAGUGUGGACUCCAAAGUCAGUCCCAAGCAGCAAUUCCGCUGUUGUCACAUCUUUUCAGAAGAGUCGGUGCUAUCCGAGUUGUUGAGCCUUACCAAGUGCCUUCAGGAUGAGCAGGGUACAGAACCCAGCAACCCAAUCAAGUGCCUGCUUGUGGGCUCACCGACUGUCUGUGAUCUCCAAAUGUACUCGCCACUGGAGGUCCAGCUUCUGGAAUCCGCGGAACUCACAGCCUUCAGCUGUUCGCUGCUUCAUGACGGUGACCCAGCUUACCAGCAUCUGUUUUUGGAUUGCCUGCUACACUCACUGAGGCAGCUUCACACAGGAGACACGAUGAUCUUGCCGAUCCUUUCUUGCUUCACGAGAUUUAUGGCUGGCUUGACCUUUGUCCUCCACAGCUGUUUCAGAUUUAUCACAUUCUCUUGUCCCACGUCCUCUGAGCCCCUCAGGACCUGUGCUGUCCUGCUGUGCAUUGGUUAUCAGAACCUUCCAGAUGCAGUGUUCCAGUUUCUGCAGAAUGUUAAUGAACUCUUGAGCACACUGCUCCACCCCAGUGCCCCCCAGCAGGUUUUACAGUUCGUGCCAAUGGAGGUGCUCCUUCAGGGGACACUGCUUGAUUUUUUGUGGGAUUUGAAUGCUGCCAUUGCUAAGAGGCAUUUGCAUUUGAUUAUCCAAGGAGAGAGAGACAAAGUCAUCAGCAGCCUUGAGUUGUAAAAUUGAACACGGCAUUGAUGACGUGUUGCUUUGUGGCUUACGGUUUCUGAUUUCAUUUUACCUGUCCUAUUUAUUUAAUAAUUUUCAUUUUGGAGAGAUGUCAAUUUGUGUAUUAAAGGACAUUAAUCAUGGGAAGUCCUAGCUGAUCUGAAGGAUCUAUGACUCAUAGGACAGAGGUUUUGUGGUAGGAGCCCUACACUGAUAGUAUUGAGCCUUUAAUCAUGUGACAUCUAUAUGUGCUUGGGGUGACUACACACUUGCUUGUGUAUGCAGUUGAGCCGGUCUUAUCUGCUGCAGAUUUGCACCACGUGCCUUCUUUCAGACUUUUUUCCCCCAACUGAUUCCUCUCUCUGGCUGAUGCUGUUAGUGAUUGUUAGAGGUUAUUUAUUCAUGGCAGGAAGUGAGUCACUCUUUGGCAUCACUAUUUACCUGGAAGCACUUGACAUGUCCAUGGAUUUCAGGGAUCUUUAUACCCAAUUUCUUGAUAUUUGCCAUUCAUUGCCUUAAGAUCAGUGGCUCAAUUUUCUUUGAAUUGAAGUGAAAUGUGGAUUUUUUUUUUUUUUUUUUUGUAUGACUGUUUUGCUAGCUACAACUAUCCAACUAACAAGAAAGAACAGCUUUAAGUCAAAACCAAAGGUCGUUUUUGUACAGUGGAAAAUUGUGUCUAGUACUCUUUUGUCAUGAAAAGCUUCCUUCAGCAAUGCAGCAAUGUUGGCAUUUUUAAUGUCCUGGAAAGAUGGUUUUAAGGCUUGGUGUAUAGUCUCCUGUGGGUUACAUCGGCGUGUCAUAGUCAUGGUGAACACUUGAGGGAAAAAUGUGACUAAAUGAUGAAUAAACAAAUUUUCAAUCUUUAUAGGUUUUUUUUUUUAGUGUGAAAAUAGCACUUUACUAAGAUUAUCCAUGAGAUAGAUAUUUUAUCAGUUUUAUUUUAUUUUGUUGAGUAAUAUAUAUUUAGUAAUAUAAUGAACUUUUCUA